This is a messenger RNA of Magallana angulata, 3522 nucleotides long. RefSeq names its product poly [ADP-ribose] polymerase 1-like. Gene Ontology annotation, cellular component: nucleus. NCBI's taxonomy places the organism in Eukaryota, Metazoa, Mollusca, Bivalvia, Ostreida, Ostreidae. The transcript is spliced from 27 exons. Gene Ontology annotation, molecular function: NAD binding; DNA binding; NAD+ poly-ADP-ribosyltransferase activity. The record is from RefSeq and is a predicted model, not a curated record. The coding region runs from base 55 to 3021 and encodes 988 amino acids.
AAAGUCACGUGAUCAGCUUUGACGCCGACACAUGUUUGGAUAUUGACAACAAAAAUGGGUGAUCAUCAUGACCUGCCUUUCAAAGCAGAAUAUGCAAAAAGUGGUAGAUCGUCUUGUAAAGCAUGCAAGUCCAACAUUGGGCAGGGUUCUCUGAGACUGGCCGUUAUGGUUCAGUCACCAGUCUUUGAUGGGAAGAUUCCAAACUGGUUCCAUCAGGCCUGUUUUUGGAAGAGAGCUAAGGUUGCAACCAUCGGAGAUAUCCAUGGCUUUGAUGCAUUGCGAUGGGAAGAUCAGGAGAAAUUGAAGGAAAAAGUUGGAGGAGGUGGGGGAGGGGGUACAGGAGAAGAUGCUGUAGAUGGGGGCUCAGACGCCGGAGACUUCAGCGUAGAGUACGCCAAAAGUGGGAAAAGUAAAUGCAAGGCCUGCGAAGACUUCAUUGGAAAGGAUCAAGUCAGGAUUGGUAAAAAAGACUAUGAGAGUCACCGAGCCAAAAUGUAUGGGCCUGUGGACCAAUGGCACCAUGUGGAUUGUUUUGUGGAGAAACGGGAUGAGUUAGAGUUUGGAAGUGAUUUAGGAGCCAAUCAAAUCAAAGGUUUUGAUAGAUUAAAGGAUGAUGACAAAGAAAUGUUGAUAGAAAAAUUAGGAAAAGGAACAAAAGGAAAGAAGAGAAAAGGGGAAUCGGCCAAAGGUGCAGGAGGGAAAAAAGCCAAGAAAGAAGAAACAGAGGAGGAAAAGAAACUCAAGGAGCAAAGUAAAUUGCUGUGGCAAUUCCGAGAUGAUUUGGAGAAAUCUGUAUCCAAGCAAGCCUUGAAAAUCCUUCUUGAGUUGAAUAAUCAAACAGUCCCAGCUGGAGAUUCCAAAUUGUUAGAUGCUGUGUCAGAUUGUAUGGUGUUUGGAGCUUUGGAGAAGUGUCCCGAGUGUAAAGAGGGCCAGCUGGUUUACAGCGGACAUGGUUACAAAUGUACUGGCAGUGUAACAGAAUGGACAAAAUGUAUGUACAUCACCAAAAUACCCAAAAGGAAGGCAUUUAAAGUACCAAAGGAAUACCAUGAUGUUGAUUGUUUGAAAAAGUACAAGUAUACAAAGAGAGAGCGUCUAUUUCCAGCCAACGCACCAUCAUCUAGUGCCUCUUUGGACACUGUUGAUUCUGGAGGGUCGAACAAACCCUUGGAAGGCAUGAAAUUUGUGAUUGUGGGAAAAACCAGCAAGUCCAAAGGAGACAUAACGAAGGAGAUAAUGGAGCUUGGGGGACAUAUUGCAUCCAAAAUAGGGGCAGACACUGCGGCCUGCAUCAGUACUAAAGAGGAAGUGGCUAAGAAGUCAAAAGGAAUUAAGGAUGCAGAGAAAGCAAAUAUACAGGUUGUCGAUGAAGGCUUUUUGGAUGCAGUGAAAAAGGGUGGAGCAGUUUUACUGAUACAGAGUCACAACAUGGUGUCCUGGGGCGCUGAUCCGUCAAGCAGAAUUACCCUCUCAGGAACAAAGAGUGUAGGAAAAAGCAUGGCAAAGAGCCUCAAAGAUGAGCAAUUGUUCACAAAGAGUGUGCCUUCCACAAUGAAGAUGAAGGUAAAAGGCGGAGCAGCAGUAGAUCCAGAUUCAGGAAUGGAGGACACUGCCCAUAUUGUUCAGAAGAAUGGAGAAAUUUUCAACGUUGUUCUUGGUUUGGUGGAUGUUGUCAGGGGAACAAACUCUUUUUACAAACUGCAAGCCUUGGAAAAAGAUAGUGGCUCAGGGUGGUGGCUGUUCCGUGCAUGGGGAAGAGUUGGUACCACCAUUGGUGGGAACAAAGUGGAGCGGUAUGGUAGUGUAGACACAUUACUGGAAGGCUUUAAACAGCUCUAUGCUGAAAAGACAGGGAAUGAAUGGCGCGACAGGAAAAACUUCAAAAAAUAUCCCAACAAGUUCUAUCCAUUGGAUAUAGAUUACGGCCAGGAAGAUGAUGAAGCUAUCAAGAAGCUGGACAAGAAAAGCUCUAGAUCAAAGUUGCCAAAAGCAGUGCAGGAUUUAGUGUGCUUAAUAUUUGAUGUGGAGAGUAUGAAAAAGGCCAUGAUGGAAUUUGAGAUUGAUUUGAAAAAGAUGCCACUGGGUAAACUUUCAAAGAAGCAGAUCACCUCUGCUUAUGGUGUAUUGACAGAGUUAACAAAGUUACUAGAGAAGGGUGGUACAGAGACACAGUUUUUGGACUGCACAAAUCGAUUCUACACACUCGUUCCUCAUGACUUUGGAUUGAAGAAACCUCCUCUUCUGAAAUCUGCAGAUGUAAUUAAGGCAAAAACAGAGAUGUUGGAUAACCUCCUGGAGAUAGAAGUAGCCUACAGUAUGCUGAAGGGAGGUGAUGAAGGCGAAGACCCCAUUGAUGCUCACUACAAGAAGCUUAAAACAGAGAUGGAGCCUUUGGAUAAAUCUUCAGAAGAAUUUCAGAGGCUCUGUGAUUAUGUCAAAAAUACUCAUGCCUCUACUCAUCAACAGUACGACCUGGUUGUGGAAGAGGUAUUUAAGAUUGAGAGAGAGGAGGAGGCAGAUCGCUAUGCUCCAUUUAAGGACUUGCACAACAGACAACUGCUUUGGCACGGAUCUCGAACCACCAACUUUGCAGGAAUUCUCUCACAGGGUCUGAGAAUAGCCCCACCAGAGGCCCCAGUGACUGGAUACAUGUUUGGAAAAGGCAUAUACUUUGCAGACAUGGUAUCCAAGAGCGCAAACUACUGUCGGACUUCAAAGAUGGAUCCCACCGGUCUGAUGCUUCUGUGUGAGGUAGCUCUGGGUAACAUGUAUGAGAGACCACAUUCAGAUUACAUAGAGAAAUUACCCAAAGGAAAGCAUAGCUGUAAAGGCAUGGGAAUGACCUGUCCAGACCCUAAAGGAGCAUACACAACACCAGAUGGUGUUGUUAUACCGAUGGGAAAAAGCACCAAUUCCACCAGUGGCCACACAAGUCUUCUGUACAAUGAAUUCAUUGUGUAUGAUGUGGCACAGGUCAACAUGAAGUAUCUUCUCCGAAUGGACUUCAAGCACAAAUGGUGAUAUUGCAGGCUUGGAUGAUGCAGAAGUAACAAAUGUUUAGUCACACUUUGUGAAAUACCGGUACAUGUGUGUUUACUGUGUAUGUGAAUCAACAGAUGAUUCCUGUUGGGACUAGCACCUGCUUCAUUGUGUUGUAGGAACUGUGUAGAUACAUAGGAUUCAAGGUUGUAGAAACUUAAUUUACUCUGCAGCACAAGAAAAAGUGUUCUGUGAGAGGACAGUGUGUGUAGGGAACUUCAAAUCACUGCUGGUACAUGUACUUCUUUGCAUGGUGUGAGGACUAGGACUAGAAAUCUGUGAUGAAAUGUACUUUACUUCCUUACAUGUACCAAGAACGUUUACCUUUGACAAUAUUUCUACCAAAUCUUUUUGAAUACAAAUGUACAAUAACAUGCAUUUGUAUCAAAAGCACUCGUUGUAUUAAGUUUUGUUUUUGGUUAGAGCGUGCUUGUGUAUAGCCUUUUUCCUCUGUUACUGGAUAAAUGAAUUCCUUAUAAUGAC